Chelonia mydas (Green sea turtle) is the source of this 3279-nucleotide messenger RNA. It is a transcript of the gene ZNF385B, whose product is annotated as zinc finger protein 385B. The record is from RefSeq and is a predicted model, not a curated record. The coding region runs from base 851 to 2038 and encodes 395 amino acids. The transcript has 9 exons. Gene Ontology annotation, molecular function: nucleic acid binding; zinc ion binding. Gene Ontology annotation, cellular component: nucleus. NCBI's taxonomy places the organism in Eukaryota, Metazoa, Chordata, Testudines, Cheloniidae.
UUUAUAUAAUAGAAGUAGAUGUAUAGUGUAAGAUUGGAUACAGGGUUGGGUGCGUGGUUUGAUAUUAUGACGGGAGUUAGACAAGGAUGUUUAUCACCAAUCCUCCUUGUAUUAGCAAAAAUUGGACUGAAAGUAAAGGCAGAGAAAACAAAGAUUAGGAAGGUAGGAAAUGGAACAACAGAUGCAAAGGUGUGUGUGGAUGGAAAAGAAUUGGAAGAGGGUGGAAAAGUUCUGCUAUCUGGGGAGCGUGAUGACAUUUGAAGAUGGCUGCAAUAAAGCGAUUCAUACAAGAUUAGGAAAAGCAAACAGCACUUUUGGAAGGGUGAACACCAUCUGCUCAAAGAGAGGUCUCCCCACUAAACUGAAGGUCAGACUAUACCCUGCGAUUGUACUGAGCUUGCUGCUGUACAGAGCAGAGAUUUGGCUGAUGGUGGUGACUGACAGGAUGAGACUGGAAGCUGCCCAUUACAGAUGGCUGAGGAAGAUAUUAUGCUUUUCGUGCAAAGACAAAAUAACAAAUGUGAGAAUAGGGGUGCUGACAGAACAGGACAUGCUAAAAAUUUUAGCAGAGAAAGAGAGCUCAGAUGGUUGGGACAUGUACUUUGCAUGGAAGAUGGGAGACUUGCUAAGCAGCAUUAAAUUGCAUACCUAAGGGAAGGAAGAGAAAGCGAGGAAGGCCAAGGAAGAGCUGGCAGAAGAGAGUGAGAGGAUAUUGAAUGAGCUGGCAUUAUCUAGGAAGAAGUACUACAACUAGUGAGUAACUGUGAUUGCUGGAGGAACUAGACUGCCUGAUAUGUCAGCGACACGAGGAACUCAAGUUUAAGUAGUAUCUACAAAGGACCUGUCUUGGAUGGUAGACUAUCUAAUCAACCCAGGCAGUACAUGCCAUACUACUACACUUCCUGCCCUUGUGCGCACACCGACUCUGAUGAUGCAGCCGUCACUGGACAUCAAGCCCUUUAUGUCCUUUCCUGUGGACAGUAGUUCUGCUGUUGGACUCUUCCCAAAUUUUAACACAAUGGAUCCUGUGCAAAAAGCAGUCAUAAACCACACAUUUGGAGUAUCCAUUCCCCCAAAGAAGAAACAAGUUAUUUCCUGUAACGUCUGUCAGCUUCGCUUUAACUCUGAUAGCCAGGCCGAGGCCCACUACAAAGGAAGUAAACAUGCCAAGAAGGUCAAAGCACUAGAGGCAACGAAAAAUAAACCAAAAGUUGGUUCUUCCAAGGACAGCGCAAAGGCUAACACAAGCUGCUCCACCACGCCAGUCACAGCCAACAUCUCUGACAAAUCAGAAGAUAAAGGGAAAGCGAAAACCAGUGGUUCUAGUCAGCCGUCAAAUACUGAAGUGGGCCUGUUCCUUCCCAAACCUGGAGCUAUAACAUUAGCAUCUAUAACAUCAACAUCAUCCUCUAACAGCACAAAUGGAGCAACUAGCACAGUUUCUGAAUCUGAAGAGGAAAAAGCCAAAAAACUACUUUACUGUUCACUAUGCAAAGUGGCUGUGAACUCCCUAUCACAGCUAGAAGCACACAACACAGGUUCCAAACACAAGACAAUGGUGGAAGCGCGGAAUGGUGCAGGUCCCAUUAAAUCUUACCCUAGACUUGGAUCCAGGCUGAAGAUUCAGAAUGGCAGUAAGGGCUCAGGACUGCAGAACAAGACAUUUCAUUGUGAAAUCUGUGAUGUCCAUGUCAAUUCAGAAAUUCAGCUUAAACAGCACAUUUCCAGCAGAAGGCACAAGGACAGAGUGGCAGGGAAGCCUAUGAAACCUAAAUAUAGCCCUUACAACAAACUUCAGCGCAGCCCAAGUAUUUUAGCAGCAAAACUUGCAUUCCAAAAAGAUAUGAUUAAGCCCUUAGCACCUGCUUUCCUUUCAUCUUCUCUUGCUGCAGCUGCAGCAGUGUCAUCUGCUCUGUCCCUCCCUCCCCGUCCUUCUGCCUCUUUGUUCCAGGCACCUGCAAUCCCACCAGCUCUCCUAAGGCCGGGCCACGGUCCCAUACGUGCGACUCCUGCAUCGAUCCUUUUUGCACCAUACUAAUUUCGUAGUGAUAAUAAGAUAACUAUGGCCAGUAGAAGGGGGAAAAAGGAAGCAAAGCAAGCAAGGAUUUGAUUUUAAAAUGUCUCUCUCUUUUCUAAUGCCAUGCAGUGUGACACCCCCCCAACAGUCCAAGUCACAGAAUUUUUCAUGGACAGGUACUGUAUUCUAGAAGCCUAGACAACGUCUCUCUCUCUCUUUUUAAAUUCAAAUAAUUUGUCUAAGAAUGGUUUACCAAAAGCUUAAUGGCUCAUGAAAAGCUAGCAUCAAGAUUCAUGCAUCUGUUUGUUGGUUGGGGUUUUUUUAAUAUGUAUAUGAUGCACCUUGGAAACAAGGAACACAGAAUAUUUCCUGACUCACUUGAAAACUAGGGUCUUCCUCACUCACACAUAUGUAAAUAGGUCCUGGAAUCCGACUGGGUAUAUUCUAGUGUGAAAAAAGGUAGAUUAACCAAGUGCUUAAUUGUGGAUAACAUCUUAAUAACCUAUUGCAUCCUUUUCUUUUCAGUGUGCUCUUGUUGACAGGAAUUGUGUACUGUUUUAGACCGCAGUACUGCUGUAUCUUGUGUAGUACUAGAGAUGUAGUGCCUGUCUGAGUUAGGCAUUUUUAGUUGCUGUGCAAAUGUUUGGAAGCAAUGCAGCUUUGAAGCGUUUUUUUAAUUCAUGUGUUUCUCUUGUUUCAUGUUUUAGUUAGAAAGAUUAAAAAUAGAAAGCCAUAUAACAUAUAGUUAAGAUUACUACUUGUUUACUGUUUUCAUUUUAACUUAUUUUGUAGUUUCCUCACUGGUGUUGCUAAGCAAUGUUAAACAUAAAAAAAAAGCAAGCUUUUCAAUUGCACAUUACCACAGCUCACUUGCAUUGUUCAAGAAGACAAUGGGCCAUGUAUUUAUACGUAAAUAUUCUUUUUCUUCAUUUCUAAACUUGUUUCCUUUGUAACAAUGCUGCAUAAUGUUGUGGCUCCCUAAUGCAAUAAUGUACAGAACAUACAAUAUUUAUAAUUGACUGACCGUCUUUUCUGUUUCCUGACUAUAGUUCUGCCCUCCCUCGUCUCUUGUCCCUACCCCCUUUUAUAAAGGUAAUAUCAAUAUGCAGUACUCAGACUGAAGUCUUUGUGCGAUAUUGAGGGCAACAAGUAUAAUAAAGGAAUAAAAUAGAGUUAACUCUUUUAGAACAUCUUUAUCUGCAAUCCGUAAAUAGUAAAAUGUCUGUGUAUUUUUUUAAAUGUAUCUUUUCAAUAAAAUAACA